AAGGCUGUUAAAUUGGUCAGCUAAUCUAGGGUUUUGAAUAAACCCGCAGAGAGGAUAUAGGGAGUGGCGGAGUCGUCAACAGCGCAGCGGAGCAGCUAAAUCAACCAUGGUUCUCAAGACUGAGCUUUGCCGCUUCAGUGGUGCUAAAAUCUAUCCUGGGAGGGGCAUCAGAUUUAUUCGGUCUGAUUCUCAGGUUUUCCUUUUUGCCAACUCAAAAUGCAAGAGAUACUUCCACAACCGCCUGAAGCCAUCAAAACUUACCUGGACAGCAGUCUACCGUAAACAACAUAAGAAGGAUAUUGCUGCUGAAGCUGCAAAGAAGAGGCGCCGAACUACCAAGAAGCCCUACUCAAGGUCUAUUGUUGGUGCCACACUGGAAGUCAUCCAGAAGAAAAGAUCUGAAAAGCCAGAAGUUCGUGAUGCUGCUCGUGAAGCUGCCUUGCGUGAAAUCAAGGAGAGAAUCAAGAAAACCAAGGAUGAAAAGAAGGCAAAGAAAGCAGAAGUGGUGGCCAAAGCAAAGACAGCUACUAAGGGUAACUUCCCCAAAGGCCCUGCUGGCAAGGGUCCUAAACUUGGAGGCGGCGGUGGGAAGAGAUAAUUUCUUUUCAGUAUUUGAGCUUCCAUGCUUUUCUGUUCAAUGUUUAAAUCACACAAGGGAUAUCAUAUUUCAUUGUUUUCGAUUAGACAGACUCCAUGUUGCAAUCUUCAUCUUCUAAAUCAUCUAAAUUUUGUUCACCAGUAUGCCUGUUUUUGUUUACUCAUGAA
Molecule: messenger RNA, 765 nt
Organism: Ipomoea nil (Japanese morning glory)
Lineage: Eukaryota; Viridiplantae; Streptophyta; Magnoliopsida; Solanales; Convolvulaceae
Product: 60S ribosomal protein L24-like
Exons: 5
Coding region: 107-598 (163 amino acids)
Biological process (GO): cytoplasmic translation
Cellular component (GO): cytosolic large ribosomal subunit
Molecular function (GO): structural constituent of ribosome; mRNA binding
Source: RefSeq, a predicted model, not a curated record